AAAAUUUUGUGCUACGACAACAACUACAACUAUGAUAUGCCCGAAACGUGUAUGAGUGCAACAGUGUAAACUAAUGCGUAGAUUAACAAAUAAAAAACGCACAGUGUUUUUAGGGCGGAUGCACAAAAUGUUUAUAGAUUUUUGCAAGUGUGUCCCGUUGAGGAGAAAUAAUGUAAACUAAAUGCAGGGCGCCGCUAACAGCAGACCAACAGCAACUACAGCAAGAGUAACAGCAACAACAACAGUAGCAAGAACUAAUUUUUGUUGGAAUAACAUUCAUUGUUUCCAGUAAGAAACUAAUCAAAACGAAAAAGUUUUCGUUUACCAACACACAUACAGAAAGACAGACAGACAGAGAGAGGUGGCGACACAAGAAGAAGAGGAAGUAGAAGAAGCCGACGACCAACAGUGCCUCAAAUGUACAUUUGGCUACAAAAUCAAACAUAAUUAACUCAUUUAACAACAAAAGCAACAACGGUGGAAACAGAAGAAGAAGAAGUGCCUCUGCUCUCUUUGUCUUUCUCCUAGGACUGCCAUAGCCAAUAGUCAAAAUAGUCAAAAGCCAAAGCCGCCCAGCGUAGACUCUUUCUAUACAAUUACAGGUAAAACACAAUCAGCUAAUAAGACAACUAGCAGAGAAGAAGAAACAAUAACGGGGCUUUUGAUUUGUGAGUUGAACGCUGGUGCUGCAGCCACAGGGCGAAACCACGACAACAACAAUGACAUUCGAUACGCGCCGGGCACAAGGCAACACAGGCACAGGCCAAGCCACAACCAACAACAGCAGCAAUAACAGUAAUAAUCCAGCUGCAACAACGGGCAUAACGAGCACAGCUCAAACGGGAACAGGAACAGUCACGGGAUCAGUCACUGUGCCAGCAACAGCAGUCACAAUAACAACCACAACAUCAACAGCAGCAAUAACCGCGGCAACAACGACAACAACGAAUAUGAUGUCCAGUGGCAUUGGUGGCGACUCCAACAACAGCACCACCAACAGUCAGGAACAUCUCCAAGCUACGGAGGCGACAACAGCAGCAGCUGCAGCAGCAGCCGUCGUGGAUACCAGUGAGACGACUGUGUCACCGGAAAAGCUGAUAGCGUCAUUUCCAACGACAAAACUGCGCUCGCUGACACAGAAGAUAUCGAAUCCGCGUUGGGUGGUUCCCGUGCUGCCCGAACAGGAGCUGGAGGUGCUGUUAAAUGCCGCUAUCGAAUUGGCCCAAGCUGGUGCCGAUCAUGACUGUGAACCAUGCGUGGAAUUUUAUCGCAAUGGUUUGACUACAUCGUUUGCCAAAAUCCUCACCGAUGAGGCGGUCAAUUCAUGGAAAUAUAAUAUCCAUCAUUGCAUUUUGGUGUCUUGUGGCAAAUUGUUGCAUCUGAUUGCGAUACAUAUGCAACGUGAUAAUCCCUAUUUGCUUGAUCUACUGGCGAUUGUCUUCGAUCCGGAUAAUAAGUUCAAUACGUUUAAUGGCGCCCGUCAACCGGAGUGUUUUGCGGCGCCCGAAUGCAUUUGGGGUGUGCUCGAUAGCAAUAAGAUGUUUGCCAAAUCGCCGGCAGAACCAAAACCGCCACGUGGUUGGCUCGUCGAUCUCAUUAAUCGCUUCGGCCAGUUGGGCGGCUUUGAUAAUCUCCUCGAGCGUUUCAAUAGCGGUUUGGAGUUGCUAAGGCGCCAUCAAUCCUCAGCCACAAAUAAGGUGAAAGUGGAGACGGAGAAUGCCGGUGGACAGGAUAAUCGUUUGACGUUGGCGCUGAUACACAGCCUGCUGCGCCCAUUUGGUCAGUGCUAUGAACUCUUAACGCCAGCUACGAUUGCCAAGUACUUUAUGCCCACUUGGAAUGUGGUCUUGGAUCUGCUCGACAGUUUCACGGAUGAGGAACUGAAGCGGGAGGUGAAGCCCGAGGGACGAAACGAUUAUAUCAAUGGUAUUGUGAAGUCGGCCCGCUUUCUCGCCAGCCGUUUGUCUGGUCAAGAGGAAUUGAUACGUGAUCUGGAAAUGUUUCGCCUGAAGAUGAUAUUACGUCUGCUGCAAGUGUCCAGUUUCAAUGGCAAAAUGAAUGCACUGAAUGAGAUUAAUAAAGUGCUCUCCUCCGUCGCUUACUAUUCGCAUCGAUCGCAACCGUUGCCCCACAAUCUGCCCGAGGAUGAAAUGGAUUGGUUGACAGCGGAGCGCAUGGCCCAGUGGAUCAAGUCAUCCGAUGUGCUGGGUAUUGUGCUCAAGGACUCACUGCAUCAGCCCCAGUAUGUGGAGAAGCUGGAGAAGAUUAUACGUUUUCUGAUCAAGGAGCAGGCGCUAACGCUCGACGAUUUGGAUGCAGUGUGGCGUGCACAGGCGGGCAAACAUGAGGCAAUCGUUAAGAAUAUGCACGAUCUGUUAGCCAAGUUAGCCUGGGAUUUUACGCCCGAGCAGCUCGAUCAUCUCUUCGAGGCAUUUCAGGCCAGCAUGACGACGGCGAAUAAGCGUCAGAGGGAACGUUUGCUGGAGCUAAUACGCCGUCUCGCCGAGGACGAUAAGAAUGGCGUGAUGGCGCAGAAGGUGCUGAAGCUCUUCUGGACGCUCGCCCACUCGCAGGAAGUGCCGCCCGAGGUGCUCGAUCAGGCGUUGGGCGCCCACGUCAAAAUACUCGACUACAGUUGCUCGCAGGAGCGAGAUGCCCAGAAGACCAUUUGGCUGGACAAGUGCGUCGGUGAACUUAAAUCCGGUGAUUCUUGGGUUUUGCCCGCUUUGCGUUUAAUUCGCGAUAUUUGCUGUUUGUACGAUAUGACGCCGAAUCAUGCGCCACGCACCCAGACGGGCACUAAUCGGCUCCAGGUCAUUGAACGACUCCAAAAUGAUUAUUCGUUGGUGAUCCUCGUCACAAAUAGUUUGACGGCGUAUAUGGAAAAGGUGCGCUCCUUGGUCAAUGAGACGCCCACCUUGGAUGCGGCAACAAUUCUGAUCGAUGGCCGUUUUCCGCAUCAUGCACAGAUUGCGGAACGUUUGGAGUUCCUGAAAUUUUUGCUAAAGGAUGGUCAGCUCUGGCUCUGUGCCGAUCAGGCGAAACAAAUUUGGCAUUGUUUGGCUGUGAAUGCCGUUUUUACGGCAGAUCGUGAGGAAUGUUUCCGCUGGUUCGGCAAACUGAUGGGCGAGGAACCGGAUCUCGAUCCCGGAAUCAAUAAGGAUUUCUUUGAGAAUAACAUACUGCAAUUGGAUCCACAUUUGCUCACAGAGAGUGGCAUCAAGUGUUUUGAGCGUUUCUUCAAGGCUGUCAAUUCCAAGGAGGAUAAGCUGAAGGCCAUUCAUCGUGGUUAUAUCUUGGAUAAUGAGGAUUUGAUUGGCAAGGAUUAUUUGUGGCGUGUCAUAACUACAGGUGGCGAAGAGAUUGCCAACAAGGCCAUCGAUCUGCUCAAAGAGGUUUCCACGGCGUUGGGGCCACGUUUGCAGGAGCAUAUCACCGAAUUCCACGAGAUGUUCAUUGGCGAAUGUUGUUCCCGUUUGCGCACUCAUUAUAGCAAUAUCCUGAUAUUGGGCAAAACCAUGCUCGUCGAGGAUAAUGCCGAGAAUAAUGCGGCCAAUGAUGAGUCCAAGGACAGUAAAAUGCGUUAUAUUGAGGCGGAGAAAAUGUGUCGCAUCAUCAAGGUGCUGCAGGAGUACAUUAAGGAAUGUGAUCGUUCCUUUAGCGGUGAUCGCAUUCAUUUGCCCCUGAGUCGUGUGACGCGUGGCAAGAACACUAGUCUCUACAUACGUUUCCAGACGCCCGGACGACCCAUCGAUGACCUCGAAAUUGUUACGCAUAGCAAUGAAACAAUGGCCGCAUUCAAGCGUAAUCUUCUCAAGCGCAUCAAGGGCAAUAAUAGUUCCUCCUCAUCGACGACCAACUCGAAUGCGACGACCAACAUCAAAGUGGAUCUCUUCUAUACGAAUGGUGAACUGAUCGAAAUCACCGAUGAAAUCAACCCACUCUAUCAAUACACCAUACGCGACAAGAUGAUAUUGACGGCGAAGUUGACACCAGUGGGCAUUGGCCUCGCCAGCAGUCCCGAUUCAUCGAGCGAUUCGAGCACUGGUUCACCACCCAGACCCUGUCCGGAUAUGCAACGUGUCGAAUCGGAGUCGACGCUGCCCGGUGUGAUUAUCUCCCAGAACUAUCAAUACACCGAAUUCUUUCUCAAACUGUAUCAGCUGGGUAGUGAUCUAGAGCAUGGUCGUCUGCGGGAUAGCGCCAAGGUGCUGUUGCAUCUGUUGCCCUGCGAUCGACACACAAUGCGACAGCUGCAACUGAUGUGUCGUGUGCCCAAGUCAACCGCCAGCACCGGUGAUGGACCCAAGGAACCGGAGGAUGUCGGCGGUGAUGCUGCUCUCAACGCUGAUGAUUGCACGCCGGAGCAAAUGUUUCUGCACCCGGCGCCAGCGCAGGUGCUCUACAAUUUGAGUGUGCUCCAUGGCCUGCUAAUACCCGCUUUGGAUCCACUCGGGGAGGCAGCACUCCAAGUGCAAUCUUCGUGGAUGCAUUCGGGCUGUGCGCAUUUUGUGCUGGAAUUGCUGACGAAAAACAAUUUUCUGCCCAAUGCCGAUAUGCAUACGAAGCGCGCCUCGUUCCAGGGUGUGCUGCGACUGGCCAAACUCUUCCUCUACAUUGUGGGCAGUGUGUUGUCGCGUGUCGGCGAUGAGCCCAUGAUUUGUGACUAUGAUAAUGGCGCCCGGUCUCAGGUGGAUAUACUCAAACAGAACUUUUCCACAAUGCCGAAUAAUGCACAGGGCACGUUGCAUGCAAUUUCCGCCAAGCUGGCGGAGAUUCUCGCCACCGAGAUGCUUUCCGCGAGUCACGAAGGUGAACGUUGUCGUGCCUUGUUUAGUUCAACGUUGCAAUGGUCCUGUCCAGAUAUUAGCACCAUUAAAGCGGUCGUCCAAUUGGCCUGGGCCUCAUCGUGUGGCAACUUGCAGGCGCUGGGCAGUUGCAGCAAUAAUAGCAACAAAAGCGCCGACUUCGAGGAUGAUGCCAUUGUGCCGGAUGGUCAGGAUUUUAGCAUGUGCAAGGAGGCACUCGAAGUGAUGACCAUUUCCUUCAUACUCAAUCCCAGUGCAAAUGAGGCGCUGAGUAACGAUGCCAAUUGGCCUAAGUUUAUUACAUCCAUUGUGCUGAAGAAUCCGAUGCGACAUGUGCGUCAAGUUGCCUCCGAACAAUUGUUUUUGGCCUCCACUUAUUGUGCCGGGGAUCGUCGUCCCUUUGUCUAUAUGGUCAAUUUGUUGGUGAGCGCGUUGAAAACGUUGGUGCCACAAUAUGAGGCAACGUGUGCGGAGUUCUUUUCGAUACUGUGUCGGACUUUGGCCUACGGCUGCAUCUACAAUUGGCCACUGCAAAUUGGCGAACAUUUGCUCGGUGAUGAGAUUAAAUGGUUGCGUAAAAUACGCGAGAAUGUCAAAAUCACUGGCGAUACUCAGGUGCACGAGGAGUUGUUGGAGGGUCAUCUGUGUCUGGCCAAGGAGUUGAUGUUCUUCCUCAUGCCCGAUUCUAAGGCACAGCUGAAUGAACUUAUCCAUGAGCUCAUCGAUGACUUUCUGUUUACGGCCUCGCGCGAAUAUCUGCAUUUACGCAAGCAUGGCAGUCUGCGAAUGGACACCGUGCCACCUCCCGUCUGCCGCAGUCCGCAUACAAUUGCGGCCGCUUGUGAUCUCCUCAUCGCUCUGUGCCAGCUCUGUGUUCCUAAUAUGAAGCUACUCACCAACACACUCAUCGAUUUCGUUUGCACGGAUACGGAUCCGUUGCGCGAAUGGGAUUAUUGGCCGCCGGUUGGAGCACGGGCAGCGAAAGGUUUCUGUGGCCUGAAGAAUGCGGGUGCCACAUGCUACAUGAACUCGGUGCUGCAACAGCUGUAUAUGGUGCCCGCUGUGCGUGUGGGUAUCCUCAAGGCGCACGGUGCCGCCACCAAUGACAACGAAGACUUUAGCGGCGACUCCGAUUUAAAUAGCAGCGGCAACAACAGCAGUGGCGCCAAUCUGGGCCCCUCGUUCUUUGGACCCGCCCCAAUGCCCACGCUUGCAUCAACAUCAUCGGCGGCAUCGACGUCCCUGGAUGAUGCCACUGGUGGUGCCUCCGAUGUGCGCAAAAAUUACCAUGUGGUCAUCUUAAAGCAUGUGCAGGCCAUAUUCGCCCACUUGGGGCACAGUGCGUUGCAGUUUUAUGUGCCACGCGGCCUCUGGACGCACUUCAAAUUACAAGGCGAGCCAGUGAAUUUACGCGAACAACAGGAUGCCGUUGAGUUCUUCAUGUCGCUGUUCGAGAGCCUCGAUGAGGGUCUGAAGGCGUUGGGCUACACGCAACUGAUGAAUGCAACGUUGGGCGGCUCGUUUAGCGAUCAGAAGAUAUGCCAAGAGUGCCCACAUCGCUACUCCAAAGAGGAACCAUUUAGCGUAUUUAGUGUUGAUAUUAGGAAUCAUAGCUCAUUAACCGAAUCUCUGGAGCAGUAUGUCAAGGGAGAGCUGCUCGAGGGAGCUGAUGCAUACCAUUGUGAUAAAUGUGAUAAAAAAGUAGUUACCAUUAAGCGGCUAUGCGUGAAGAAACUGCCGCCCGUGUUAGCCAUACAAUUGAAACGCUUUGAAUACGACUACGAGCGCGUUUGUGCGAUUAAGUUUAAUGAUUAUUUUGAAUUUCCGCGUAUACUCGAUAUGGAGCCCUACACAGUUUCCGGCCUAGCUAAGCUAGAGGGCGAAGUUGUGGAAGUGGGUGAUAAUUGUCAAACAAGUGUUGAAACAACAAAAUACGAACUGACCGGCAUUGUGGUGCACAGCGGGCAGGCAUCCGGUGGCCACUACUUCAGCUACAUAGUCUCCAAAAAUCCUGCGAAUGGCAAGUGUCAGUGGUACAAGUUCGAUGAUGGCGAGGUAACCGAAUGCAAAAUGCACGAGGAUGAGGAAAUGAAAUUACAAUGCUUCGGCGGCGACUAUAUGGGCGAGAUCUACGACAACAAUCUGAAGCGGAUGCAAUAUCGCCGUCAGAAGCGCUGGUGGAAUGCCUAUAUGCUAUUUUAUACGCGCUGCGAUCAGAAUCCCAAACAGUUUGAGACCAGCGUCGAGCAGUUGUCGCUAACCGAGAGUCGCAAUGUGGUGCUGCCGCUACCAAAGCCAAUCGAACGCAGCGUUAGACAUCAGAAUAUUCGUUUUCUGCAUUCGCGCAGCAUUUUCUCGGUGGAGUUUUUCAAUUUCAUUAAAAAGCUGGUCAGUUGCAGUAUUCCUUCGACGCGCAGCGAUAAGAUUACACCCGCUGCUGAGGAGCUAUCGCUGCUGGGCGUGCAAUUGGCAUCACAAUUUUUGUUCCACACUGGAUUUCGCACAAGGAAAUCGCUGCGUGGUCCCGUCAUCGAAUGGUAUGACACGCUUUCACAUCACAUACGUUCCUCGUCGCUGGUGCGCAAAUGGUUUGCGAAUCAUGCGCUGCUCUCGCCCCCAUCGCGUUUGGGCGAAUAUAUAUUGAUGGCACCAUCGCCAGAGGUGCGCACCGUGUUCGUCAAGCUGGUUGUGUUCUUUUGCCAUUUUGCCAUCAAUGAUGAGCCGCUCGUUGGCUAUGAGGGCAGCAAUCUGUGCGAACAGGUCCUGAUCAGUGUGCUCCGUCUGCUCAAAUCUGAGGCGGCUGACUAUGGCAAGCAUUUACCGCACUACUUUAGCCUCUUCAGCAUGUAUGUGGGCCUGGGCACACGCGAGAAGCAGCAGCUACUCAAGCUGAACGUGCCCGUCCAGUUUAUGCAGGUGGCCAUGGAUGACGGACCCGGUCCAUCGAUUAAGUAUCAGUAUCCCGAGUUCAGUAAGCUGCAUCAGGUUGUCUCGCAUCUGGUGCGUUGCAGCGAUGUCAGCGAUAAAUGCCAGAGCUCCAAUCAGAAUGGUCGACCACUGCCCAAUCCGUACAAGGAUGCGAGCAUUGCCCAGGAGGAGAUGACGCCGCUCUCCAGUGAGUGCAUGGAUAUACUCUUCAAUCGCACCAGCUACAUCAAAAAGGUGAUCGAGGACACCAAUGUGGGCGAUGAGGGAUUGAAACUGUUGCAGUAUUGCAGCUGGGAGAAUCCACACUUCUCGCGUGCCGUGCUCACUGAACUGUUGUGGCAAUGUGGCUAUGCCUAUUGCCACGAUAUGCGGCACCACACAGAUUUGCUGCUGAACAUCCUAUUGAUUGAGGAUUCGUGGCAACAUCAUCGCAUCCACAAUGCACUCAAUGGUGUCGCCGAGGAGCGCGAGGGUCUGUUGGACACGAUACAGCGGGCGAAGACGCAUUAUCAGAAGCGUGCCUAUCAAAUAAUCAAAUGUUUAACGCAACUGUUCCACAAGUCACCGAUAGCGUUGCAAAUGUUGAACACAAAUCCAACAAUUAGUCGGCAUUGGAGCGUGGCCGUUGAAUGGCUGCAGGAUGAGCUGGAACGACAACGUGGCAUUGGCUGCCAAUACAACUCCUAUUCGUGGUCACCGCCCGCGCAGAGCAAUGAUAAUACCAAUGGCUAUAUGCUGGAACGUUCGCAAUCGGCCAAGAACACAUGGUCGAUGGCCUACGAACUGUGCCCGGAGGAGCAGGAUCAGGAGGAGAACAACGAGUCCGAUUUGGAGUCCAACGAUGACAACAAACAGCAAACGGAGCAGCAAGCAACCGCAGCAGCAACGCCAGCUGCAACUGCAAUUGGGACGGAUGCAACAACGCUCAAUGAGCAGCCGGAUAAUAAACUAACAACGACGAUCAUCCCAACAAUUGGUGGCUGGCCGGGACCGGCACCCAGCUCAUCAACGCCAACCUCAGCGUCAACGCUGCCAGCGGGCACCUGCUCCAGCUCCACCUCUUCCUCGGAUGUUGUUGGUGGCAGUGGCAAGUCGAGACUCUCGCGUCAACUGUUCAACGCCUAUGCCUCGACGGGUGGCGUAAAUGUGGCAGCAACAAGUGCCGGUGGCAGCGGCGGCAACAGUGAAACCGAGAGCAGUGCCCAGGAGACGGGCGGCAACAACACGGAGUCCAACAUAAAUGGACUCACCAAUAGCUUGGAUCACAUUAAAAUCUCCAUGGAAAAGUCGUCGCAUCGGAAAGAGCGAAGAAGGUCAUUGAAGAAAAAGAUUGUGUUUGGAAAUGCGGAAGAGGAGGAGGAGGAGGAGGAGGAAGCCGACGAAAUGGUAACAACAACAGAGGCAACAACAACUACAGCAGCACCAACAACAGUGUCUAGCGUCACAACAGCAACAACAACAACAGGAACAACAGCAGCGGUAACAGUUGCUGUUGACUCCACAACAACAGCACUAAUAACAUUAACAGACACAACAACAACGGCAGCCAAUAACAUAACAGCAGCGACAACAUCCACAGCAACAACAACGGGAGCGGCUAAGCUCAACUCAACAGUGGAAAAAAACUUAAUUUAAAAAAAAUGCAUGAAAAACCAACUGAAACGUUUUUUUGCAAUAAAAAAUAAAAUACUAAUCGCAAAAAUGAAUAAUAACAAUAUUAACAACAACAAUAACAACUUGUGAGCAACCAACAAAUGGUUUUUAGUGGGGCAACAAAUAUUUAAAAACAGAGAGAGACUUAAAAUUAAAAAAAAAAAAUAACAUUUAACAGCCACAAAAGCGCUUAAAACAGCAAAAACAAUAAGCGAUAAGCGAUAAACAAUAAACGAUUAAAUAGGACGAAGUCAGAGGCGGGCAGAGCAAGAGGAACAGAAUAAAGUAUGGGAAAAAUAUAUAGGAAUUAUUAAGUGAACAGAAAUGGUGUUUAAAUAGUUAUCGUACUUUAUAAUUAACUAAAAACAAAAAUUACAAAAAUUGACUCACAAAAAAAAAACAUUACCCCCUUUCCCCUGGUUUAAGUUGCACGAAAUAUGAUUGUAUUUAUAUAUAGUAUAUAUAAAUGAUGUAUUACGCAUUGAAAGCGAGCAAUCUAAACAACUGGAACUAACAAAAAUAAUAUUUAAAAAAAACAAUACACAAAUACAUACAAACAUAAAUACAUACAUACAAAUUACAUAUUUAGGUAAGAAAGUAAAAAAAAACGGCAGUUUUGUUGUCUGAAAAAGGCUCAGCUGGAAACAAUUUUUGAUUAAGGCAAGCAACAAAAAUUAACAAACCAAAUUGCAUCUACUCAUGCCACAUGCCACAAGUGUCGCCCCCUCAAAGCGUUUCCCCAAAAAUCCGUUGAAAUACGAAAGAAAAAUAUAUAUAUAUAUGAAAUUUAAAAAAAAACAGUAUAAAAACUUCAGAGAUGAUAGACAAAUGUGGACUAUAUAAAAAAAUGAAAAAACAAGAAAAAAUAAAAAAAGAGAGAGCAUAAAGUAAACUUGAUUAUGUUUAUACUAAGUAUAUAUAUAUAUAUUUUUAAUUAUUUAGUGUUUUUUGUAUUAAGUGAAAUUUGUUAAACAUUUAUUAAAUUAUUAUGUUUUAAGUUGCAAAAUAAACACGAAAUGUAAGCGAAUAAUUAUCCAUUCAUUAUUGUUU
Molecule: messenger RNA, 10439 nt
Organism: Drosophila grimshawi
Lineage: Eukaryota; Metazoa; Arthropoda; Insecta; Diptera; Drosophilidae
Gene: faf
Product: probable ubiquitin carboxyl-terminal hydrolase FAF
Exons: 18
Coding region: 720-9371 (2883 amino acids)
Biological process (GO): protein deubiquitination; cell migration
Cellular component (GO): nucleus; cytosol
Molecular function (GO): cysteine-type endopeptidase activity; cysteine-type deubiquitinase activity
Source: RefSeq, a predicted model, not a curated record